Molecule: messenger RNA, 1128 nt
Organism: Pestalotiopsis fici W106-1
Lineage: Eukaryota; Fungi; Ascomycota; Sordariomycetes; Amphisphaeriales; Sporocadaceae
Exons: 2
Coding region: 1-1128 (375 amino acids)
Biological process (GO): retrograde vesicle-mediated transport, Golgi to endoplasmic reticulum
Source: RefSeq, a predicted model, not a curated record
AUGACGGAGACUGCCCCAGCUCCCGAAGAUGCAGCAGCAGCUCGCGCCGCCGAACAGGCCCGCCUGCGCAAGGAGCGUCGCGAGGCCAAGAUCAAGGCCGGAGGUACAGCACGUCUAAACAAGAUCACAGGCCUCGGCGGUGGCUUUCAGCGAGAUGCAGCACCAGCACCAUCGCCUGAGGCGACUACCACCACCACCACCACCACCACCCCACCACAGUCUACAGCCACAGCUCCCCCGUCAUCGUCGCCUUCGCAACCUUCCAGGGACCAGGGCAGCCAUGACGACCCCGAAGAGGUCGAUAUCUCACAGCACUUCUAUACCCCGCAGCAGAGGUCGCGCCCCGCCGAGCCAUCGUUGUCCGAUGCCCAGCUACGGCAGAUGAUGCUGGGCUUCGAGGGUCCUGGUGCUGGUGGCGCAGGUACACCACCGCCUGGCGGAAAUCCUUUUCUUGCCCCUGGUGGCGGCAUGCCGCCAGGUAUGGAAGGCAUGGAGGGGCUCGCAGACGAUCCCAUGAUGAAGAUGAUGCAGCAGCUGAUGGGCGGCGCCGGCGCCGGCGGACCAGGCGGUGGCAACCCUUUCGCAGGGACUGGUCUCGAGGGUCUCUUUGGCGGAGCGGCUGGUGGCCCGGAGGGCUUACAGGCGCAGCAGGCGGCGGCCGUGACGGACAAGUCGGCCAAUGUAUGGCGAAUUCUUCACGCCGUCUUCGCGCUGGGCCUCGGUCUCUACAUUGCACUGAGCACUACCUUUACCGGCGCCAAGGCUGAACGAGACUUUGACACGCUCUCGAUGGCGAACUCGGGAACGGCUACGUCCGAAAAGGACGGCGAAUUUGCUAGCUUCGCCACAACGGAUGAAGCCGCGAGGAGUAUCGAGCAGACCCGCGCAUACUUCUUCUACGUCUUUAGCUCGAUUGAGGCCGUGCUCUUGACUACGCGCUACUUUCUCGACAAAAAUAGGGCGCCACCCACUGGUAUCGUUUGGACCAUAUCUGGCUUCCUGCCGGGUAACCUCCGCAGUGGCGUCAGGCAUGCGCUGCGCUAUGGAGAGAUCUUUAGCACGGUACGAAGCGAUGCACUUGUUUGCGUCUUUGUACUGGGCGUCUGCUGCUGGGUGAGGUCAGCAUAG